Stegodyphus dumicola is the source of this 426-nucleotide messenger RNA. RefSeq lists its product as uncharacterized. The record is from RefSeq and is a predicted model, not a curated record. Lineage: Eukaryota; Metazoa; Arthropoda; Arachnida; Araneae; Eresidae.
UGCUCAGUUUCUCAAAGGAAAGCAAUCUGGAACACUCUAAAAUUUCUUUAUUGCUUUUCAGUUUGGUUUAUUCAAGGUAAAAUGCUCACGAUAUUUAUACUAAUUCUUAUAACAACGAUAUGUGUUCGUGCUGCAGAUUUUGAUGAAGAUGCACAAGCCACAUGCAUGUGCUUUACUCACAUUUUUUGCGAUCUGAAACAAUUUGAAAUGGCUCUGGAUAUCAUAGGAGAUAAUGAAGUAGCGUUCAAACAUUUCGAAGUUCUCAUCUCAAAACUGGCUGGGAAAUAUGACAUAAAUAUUGACAGAAAGCGUAUAAACGAUCGGAAUGCAUGGGAAGAGUAUGGAUCCCCUGUUUGUAAGAUGUCGGGAGAAACAAAGGCCAAAUUGUGUAGUGAUUGGUUAAAAAACUGGACAGCCAUAGUAUCG